AUCAACCGGCCAAUUGGGUUUUACAGAAGACAUGUAACUUGGAACAUAAAGAUUUUUCUUGGGUUAAACGACAAAAUGCUAUUGUACCUAUCCUUUCUGAGCCAGGUUAUAUAAGAUUCUCCCCUACCUUGUGGAGGACUUUGGAGUUGCCCAUCGAAUGUUUGGUGGAAGAACACUAAUAACCUGGAUAUGGUGCCAAAAGAUCUCCAAAUGAUUUUAUAGUUUGACCCAAAUGAUUCUUCUGGAUAUAUAUUUCUCUCUUCAAGAAUAAGUGCAAAGUCCAAAUCCUGCUCACUGGAAGAUAUUUUUAUUUUAAGAUCAUGGACCAUCUUACUAGGGAGAAAGAUGAAAGGCGAACCGCAAAAGGAAAUCCAACAAGAAGUUCACACAGUUCCCGAGCAUCAAGUUCCACUUCAGCCUCUGGUGUUCUUAUGGUUGGGCCCAAUUUCAGAGUUGGCAAGAAGAUAGGCAGUGGAAAUUUCGGAGAGCUCAGGCUAGGCAAAAAUCUUUAUACAAAUGAAUACGUAGCAAUCAAACUGGAGCCAUUAAAAUCUCGUGCCCCACAGCUGCAUUUAGAGUAUAGGUUUUAUAAACACAUUGGCUGCACAGUUGAAGGCUUCCCCCAGGUGUUUUACUAUGGGCCAUGUGGAAAGUACAAUGCCAUGGUACUGGAGCUCCUUGGUCCAAGUUUGGAGGACUUAUUUGACCUUUGUGAUAGAACAUUCACUCUGAAGACAGUCUUAAUGAUAGCAAUCCAGCUGAUCUCUCGAAUGGAAUUUGUGCACUCAAAGAAUCUCAUUUAUCGAGAUGUCAAGCCAGAAAACUUCCUUAUUGGACGACAAGGAAAUAAGAAAGAACACAUCAUCCACAUAAUAGACUUUGGACUGGCCAAGGAGUACAUUGAUCCUGAAACCCAAAAACACAUACCUUACAGGGAACACAAGAGUCUAACUGGAACAGCAAGAUAUAUGUCCAUCAACACCCAUCUUGGCAAAGAGCAAAGUCGUCGAGAUGACUUGGAAGCCCUUGGACAUAUGUUCAUGUAUUUCCUUCGAGGCAGUUUGCCCUGGCAAGGCCUUAAGGCUGAUACAUUAAAAGAGAGAUACCAGAAGAUUGGGGACACAAAGAGGAACACUCCAAUUGAUGUUCUCUGUGAGAACUUUCCAGAGGAGAUGGCAGCUUAUCUUCGUUAUGUCAGACGAUUAGACUUCUUCGAGAGACCAGACUAUGAUUAUCUACGAACAAUCUUCACAGAGUUAUUUGAAAAGAGAGGAUUCACCUUUGAUUACGCCUACGACUGGGUUGGCAGGCCAAUUCCCACUCCAGUGGGGCCCAUGCAUGUGGAGUCUGGACCAUCUGUAACAAGAGACAUCCAUGCACAUAGGGAUCGAUCAUCGAUGCAGCCUCUCCGAAAUCAGUCUGCAUCAGAACGUCGCGGAGAAUGGGAAAUGGCACCAAUGCGACAAGCCAAUGCUUUGUUUCUGCAAUCUCACUUAACUUCAGAUCGGCAUGGGGGAUCAGUACAGGUGGUAAACUCGACCAAUGGUGAGUUGAACAUCGAUGAACCAACAGGAGCACCUUCCAAUGUACAAAUUGCAGCACGUACUGAGGUGGAAGUAGUGGAGGAAGCUAAGUGCUGCUGCUUCUAUAAGAGGAAAAGGAAGAAGUCUUCCCAACGCCAGAAAUGACAGGUGUCUCCUUGAGGUCUUUGGGGGACUUUGUUUACCUGCUGUUCCUGCCACGUCUUAUUGAAUGGGGCUUCUCUUGGGGAGAGGACAAGAAACAAGGGACAUAUUAAACCAAAAAGAGAGGAAAGGGGGAAAAAAUCCAAAAUAAACAUUCAGGUGGAUUCCCCAAAUGGUCUCGCUUGCUCACUCCACGCUUGAAGCUCCUUUUGGAAUCAGGAUUGCAUCCUUUCCAGCACUCGUUGCCCUUGUUGGAAGGUUGGCUGGCUACCUUCCUGUCUGUACAGCAGUUCAGCAAAGAGGGCGUUCCUGGUGGAUGUGCUUUUGUUCCUGCUCCCUUUCUCUUUUGUUCUCGACAUGCUUCCCCCCCAACAGCGGGGGGCUUUAUGAACUGCGGGGUCAACAUGGUGGUGAAGAGAGGAUGCUCUCAAGAGGACCCAGCUCCUCUUGCUGCGAACGGCUUAGUUUUGACUGCACUGGCAGCUUAGACCUGAUCCUUCUUAAUCGCACUCCAACGAAUUCCAUGAUAGUAAGCCAAUGGCGAGAGAACUGCAAUCUACAUUUCCAGUUGCCUUGAUUUACUGGUUUCUGUGGCAUCUCCCUUCUCAGAAUGGUUACAGAGAAGUGUCAGUUGUUCUAAAGGAACUUACGUUGUUGCACUUUUAAUUAAUUUUAGCAUUAUGUAUGCGUAUGCUGUACGUGCGUGUUUUCCCCCCCCCUUGUGGGUGUGAAUGAUGCCAGCACACAUGUUCAGCUUGUAUUUGAGUGCAAAGCCUCCCUUUGACUUAGUCUGUCCACCACAUUUGGAAUCCCCUGGGACUAUUCAGGGGUUUUCAUACCCCACUGUUGGUUGUGCACUGAAGCUUACUUGAAUUUUCAGCUGCCCUUUCCAGCUGUCAGUGAACACCCCUCUUGUGGUUUUUCUCCAUGGUGCCUGACAUAACCUGCUUGGAAUUGGAAGUCUUUCUGCUGGCAGGAAGGAGAAAAGUCAGCUGGGCUGAAUUCUGGGCAGGUCACAGAAAUGCAAAUGCAGACUACUGUAUCCGAAAGUGGAAAGGAUGAGGCAGUUUGGCCAUUUAAAGGGAGCAAAGCUAUUUCAUCAGCGAGAGGACACUGCCACUGCCUUAGAUGACAUAUUUUAUCAGGCGUUUUAGAAGUUCAAGGCCAUCUAUACAGACUAGAAUAGCAUGUGACUUCCAGCAGAGCAGUCUGUGUAUUACUUAUGAUUCUUUCUGUUAUGCAGUCAGGGCUUCCUUAUUAACAUGCCCCAGGCAAUUGGAUAACUUUGUUUUAUUCUGACUUUCCAAAUGGGAUUGGCCACUCUGCAUUCAGUGUGCUCCAAGGCAGAGAUUGUGAACUCCUGCAGAUCUUCUGUGGAUAUGGCUU
Lacerta agilis (Sand lizard) is the source of this 3071-nucleotide messenger RNA. RefSeq names its product casein kinase 1 gamma 1 (gene CSNK1G1). The transcript has 13 exons. Gene Ontology annotation, molecular function: protein serine/threonine kinase activity; ATP binding. The record is from RefSeq and is a predicted model, not a curated record. Bases 321 to 1688 code for a protein of 455 amino acids. Gene Ontology annotation, cellular component: cytoplasm; nucleus; plasma membrane. NCBI's taxonomy places the organism in Eukaryota, Metazoa, Chordata, Lepidosauria, Squamata, Lacertidae. Gene Ontology annotation, biological process: signal transduction; positive regulation of canonical Wnt signaling pathway; endocytosis.